Molecule: messenger RNA, 6533 nt
Organism: Nymphalis io (European peacock)
Lineage: Eukaryota; Metazoa; Arthropoda; Insecta; Lepidoptera; Nymphalidae
Product: diacylglycerol kinase eta
Exons: 22
Coding region: 87-4949 (1620 amino acids)
Biological process (GO): intracellular signal transduction; diacylglycerol metabolic process; lipid phosphorylation
Molecular function (GO): protein binding; ATP-dependent diacylglycerol kinase activity
Source: RefSeq, a predicted model, not a curated record
UACAAUGUGAAUUGUUAGCAUAUCCUGUAUGAUGUAGACCUGUUUGAUGUGUCCGGUGUGUGUAGCGAGCGAGCGCCCGCGGCGUGAUGUCAGUGGCCGAGGAGAAUGCCAUCGGCGAAGAGAGGAAAACAGGUUACGGAGAGGACAGUACGGAUAGCGACAAUGAGACGGAAAAGAAAGCAUUGCUCCGCAGGAUAUCAACCAGCAAAUGCGUGGGUCGACUGCCAGUGGUCAAGGAGGGUUAUUUGAUGAAGCAAACGCGCAGCUUUCAGCGGUGGCAGCGGCGAUACUUUAAGCUGCGCGGGCGCACACUAUAUUACGCCAAGAAGAAAGAUAGUCAGCUUUGGGACGAGUAUGAACUAGAAGACGCGAUAUUCGCAGAGUGCAGCAUCAAUAACGCCAACCAUAGUUUUCAAGUGAUAACAGCAAGCCGGUGCUUAGUCUUGUGCGCUGAUAGCCGUGGUGAGAUGGAGACAUGGGCAGGCGCAUUACGAGGCGCAUUGCAUCGCGGCGCAGACGUCGCGGACCUCGUCGCAAGCCUGUCAUCUGGAGAUCAUCAUUGGUACACUGCAACACACGCUAGGCCUACGUUUUGCAACGUGUGCAGAGAACCGCUCGGCGCCCUUGGCACUGCGCACGCACUGGCGUGUGAACUUUGCAAGUUCAAGGCUCACAAGCGAUGCGCCGCACGCGCACCCCCGUCCUGCAAAUGGAGCACGCUCGCCUCACUCGGACCCCAUGUUGUUGAAGAUCCGGAGAGUAAUAUAAUAAUGCCGCAUCAGUGGCUCGAGGGCAACUUGCCAGUCGCUGCCAAGUGUGACGUCUGCGACAAAACCUGCGGCUCCGUUCUCAGGCUACAAGAUUUCCGCUGCAUUUGGUGUCGCAAAUGUGUCCACGCAAGCUGUCGACCUAGCUGGCGGGCAACGUGUUCGCUCGGUCCGGCGCGGGCAUCUGUCGUUCCUCCGACACGACUGCACUCUGUCGGACCAGACGAUGGUUGGCUGCCGGAUAGACCGCCAAAUGCGUCACCGUUAAUCGUCUUCGUCAAUUCGCGGUCUGGCGACAACCAAGGCGUUAAAUUCCUCCGUCGCUUCAAACAGCUCUUAAAUCCUGCUCAAGUGUUUGAACUGAGUGGAGCCGGUCCCCGUCUUGGGCUCCGUUUGUUUAGACACUUCGCACCAUUGAGAGUGUUAGUCUGUAGCGGUGAUGGUUCCGUAGGCUGGGUACUCCAGGAGGUGGACAAACUAGACAUGCAUCGACAGGUGCAAACAGCAGUUCUGCCUCUGGGCACUGGUAAUGAUCUAGCGCGGGUACUAGGCUGGGGCGCUUCCUGUGACGACGCUGCUAAUCUUCAACAAUUGUUAGAAAGAUACGAGCGAGCCUCCACCAAAAUGCUUGACCGAUGGUCCAUAAUGACGUUCGAGCGAUCGCUGACUGCUCCACCGCCACCGCCAGCGCCUCCUGAUUUGUUGGAAGAAAGUUCACUUCUUAGAAAUCUCCAAGAAAUCGUACAGGCUGGCGAGUGUGGGGAAGGCGAGACUAGCAAUGCGCGUGCGGCUCUUCGCGCGGGUUGUGCGCAGUUGGCAGCGGUGGGGGAGCGCGCGGGGGGCGGAGCUGCGCGCGCGGCUCACCGCCUACGCCGUGCCUUGUCGCUGUUGCUACAUGCGCGGACGCAUCUCGCUCACGAUCAUGCACGUUGCGAAUCUUGGGAGCCAAUGGACACUAGUGAUAGCGAACCUGAGACGCAACCGGCUGAAAAGGGCAGCAUAGAAAAGACUGAAAAGGAGCAGCUGAACUGGGCGGCGGCGGCGCGCGGCUGUUCGCUGGCGGGCCGCGCGGACAGCGUGCGGCGCGCGCUGCACUCGCUCGUGCGCACUCUUGUAAUGAUCUACCCUCAGGGUGUGUCGCAAGAAGCAAACGCGGAGAGCGGCGCGCUGCCCGUACCGCGCGCCUUUGCCGACAGCCGCCGCUCCUCUGCCGGGUCCGCCGUCUCAGCGGCCUCCAUGCAACCUGAAAACAUUCCAGAUGUAGAUGAAGAUAUAGCUAAAUUAAUAAAUUCAAACCCACCAGAGCAUUCAGGAAAUUUAGACGUCGAUAAGCGUGACCGCAGCAAGACGAGCUCAAUAUCGCCUCAGGACCGACUUUCGCCCUCGAUCCUCUCAUCCUGUGAUACCAGUUCGUGCAAAAAUCUAUUAAGGCCUGAUCUAGAACGUACGAGCGGCACUUAUAAUAGCAGUAGUCUUAACAUACCUAAUUUAGUUAUCUCAGAUGAUAGUGAUAAGCGAGAAUCGUUAAUACAGGGAGAAACUUAUGAAUCGGACCAAUUGACUAUAAUAGAUAUCGACAAGCCAUAUACCGAUGACGUCCACUUCCAAGAUAUAUGCGAUAGAGCGGCGCCAGAGAGCGGAGAUUGCACACCAGUUAGGAAACUUUCUAGUAUAGACUUGGAAAUAGAUGAGACCAGCUCAGAGGGGUCCAACAUUAGCGAUGAUUUUAGUUUAAUGUCGGAGAUUAUGGAUAGCAAGCCGGGAGACGUAGAAGAAGGAUGUGGUAUAGGUCACAUCGAUUCUCCAGAAGUUUCAGAAACAACAUAUAUGAAUUCGGAGACUUUACACGGUGAGUCGAUUAUGGACGAUAUAAGCUCGAUGCUCGGCCAGGAAGUUCUCUUAGCUAUGAUGGGGAAAAAUGGUGAAAACGAAACAUACACCGAUGAUACUACCUUGUUCACAUCUGAUACGGUUUCUGAUAUACCUAUGGAUAGUCGACACCCUAGCUUGGAAAAGAAAAAUGAAAGCAAAAAAUACAUAUCUAAAAUCAAAAAACCAGUGGAGCCUGAAGUGGAGAAAUUUGGUUACGAAAACAGAGUUUUUUACAUAGAGAAUGCUGCAAAAAAUGAAGAUCAGAUUAAAUAUUGCAGCUUAGCGCAAUUCGAAGAAGGAAGUGAUAUAGCAAGAAAAUCUUUUCGAAAGCAAUUGAGAAAGAGUAUGAAGAAAAGAGUACCAGAUGAAUCAAGUGUAAAACACCUCUUGCCUAAAACAACCGAAGAACUUUCAAAAGGUAAUGAGACUCCGAACAUACAAAGUCCUACAAAAAUUAAAGUCCCACCAAAAGUUGCCCACAAAAAAUUAGAAACAGAAGAGCAAAUGCCCGCUUUCCCUCAAGUGAGCGUUGUAGUUGAGCCCCCAUCGCCGUCACAUAGUGAGGAUAAAAGCAUGAAAAACUACCAAAGUCGCAUGGCAUCCGUCCUAAGUGACAUAUUCGAUCAAGGAACAGACACACUAAGCGUUUACUCGCCAGAGCCAAAUCUCAGAGACAGGGAAAGACGGCAGUCCGAUAAUCCAAAACUUUUAGGAUCUGAUCCAGAAUACGGUCAAUUUUUAAGCUGUUCGCCGGCUGCAACUAGAAGAAUAUCAUGCGGAAGCCUUUUCAAACCGGGAGAGGGGGAUAACAGGCUAUCAACAUCCGUAUCUUCAAUUUGGGGAGAAGGUGGUGCCAUCGGUAGCAGUAGUAGCAAUAACAAAUCAGAUUCGAGUGAAAAAGCGAAAAAGUUGCCAAUCAUCAACCCUCUGGUUCAAUUGCCAGCGUGGCCGCACGUUACACAAGGCUUCAUCAGUCAAUGUCUAUUAGCCAAUGCGGAUGCACUCUGUGCUGCAGUUAGCCCACUGAUGGAUCCAGAUGAGACGCUCCUAGAAGGUUUUUAUGAGCGCGCUGUGAUGAAUAAUUAUUUUGGUAUUGGAAUUGACGCUAAAAUCACUUUGGACUUUCACAAUAAGAGAGAAGAGCAUCCAGAGAAAUGUAGAUCAAGGGCAAGGAACUAUAUGUGGUAUGGAGUUCUUGGAUCUAAAGAGUGGGUGAAUAGGACGUACAGACAUCUCGGCCAGCGUGUCCAACUGGAAUGUGAUGGACAGAGGAUACCUCUACCGGAACUUCAGGGAAUUGUCGUUCUAAAUAUACCAUCCUUCAUGGGAGGAACUAAUUUCUGGGGAGGAACGAGAGGAGAUGAUUUAUUUCUUGCCCCGUCCUUCGAUGACCGGAUACUCGAAGUAGUAGCGGUAUUUGGAUCAGCUCAGAUGGCAGCGUCGCGACUUAUCAACCUGCAGAAGCACCGCAUCGCGCAGUGUCGUGCCGUGCAGAUCAACAUCCUGGGCGAGGAGGGCGUGCCCGUGCAGGUGGACGGGGAGGCGUGGCUGCAGCCGCCCGGCUGUGUGCGCAUCAUCCACAAGAACAGAGCACAGAUGCUCUGCCGCUCGCGUGCGCUCGAGACCAGUCUGAGGGCUUGGGAUGAAAAACAACAACAGAAGGCUCACGCCGUUGUUCCGACACGCGAUUUGGCACCCGCAGAAGCAGCUCACUUGCUCGUCCUCCUCGAUGACGUCAACACUAUCGUCAAAUAUGUGAAGCUCGCGUGUAUCAGUGAGAGUGCCCCUGGGCGCGUGUGUGGUGCGCUCACAGUGGCGCGGCGUGUAGCGGCGCAGGCGGACGCACUACAAGACGCAGACGGACAUCUGCUACCACCACCUCAGCUGCGACGGCUACUGGCCACGCUGGUGGAGAGCUGUCAUGAGUUACUGGAGAGUGGCGCCGACCUCGGCAGUGCGGCGGGCGGCCUGCGCGCGCACCUCGCGCGGUGCGUGCUGCGGGAGGGACUUGCCUACAUUCAGGCAGAAGAGAUUCCAAAGAAAUCCAGUAGCAAAUGGCUGCGAAGCCGUCGAAGUAUCUCCGAAGGUGGAACGACACAGACCGCUGCUCAAGUACGGUCCUGGGGAGUGAAGGAGGUACAGAGUUGGCUCGAGACGAUCGACCUUGGUGAAUAUUCCGAAGCGUUCGCGAAGCAUGACAUCACUGGUCGGGAACUACUGUCUCUAGCGAGACGUGAUCUUCGCGAUCUCGGCGUCACCAAAGUUGGUCACGUGAAGAGGAUCCUACAAGCAGUAAAAGAGCUCCAGUGACGAAAACGUGGCCGUUCUGAAGGGAAUGGCCAUCUCUAGGAAGGUGUAAAGUUAUUCUUUCGAACCUAAGUCUACAAACGACCCUGUCUUGUAUUAGAAUUUGAAUAGAUGUCAUAUUUCACGAUAAUUUCGAAAGAAUAGCUAAAUAUUUUCCUUUUAUUUAAUCUGUUUUAUACUCGGUGUAAAUCCAAUUUCUACUCCCCUAUUAAUUGAUAGUACAUUAUACCUAUUAUCUUCGAAAUUUCUUCCUUCGAAGCAAACGAUUUCGACAAAUCAAAUUUUCAAGCAAUAAUUUGAAUUAAAUUCAUAUAAAGGUAUUAGGAGUUAAAUUUUAUAGAUAACGACAUUAAAAUAUAAGAUUGAAAAUGAUUCAAUAACUAUACUUAACGACUUUAAUUGGUAUAACGUUAUGUACCGUCGAAAUUGUAACCACUAUCCUUACUAUAUACUCUAAAGAAACCGAAUUAUUUUCAUUUAAAAUAAGACGGAAGCGUUAAAGUAUUAAAUUUGAACAUUUGUGUGCAUUAUCUAGUCUUAUAAAAAAGGUAACGCAACUUAUGGUACACGUGACAGAAGUAAAACCUUUUUGCGUUGAACGUCUCAUACAAACGUUAAAUAUAGAAACGCUUAAAUUCGACCUUGAAAUACUCUCAACGUACUCAAUGAAAUUUUACUUCAUAGUUUUGUUGUUUUUCUUAAAGAGGUGAAACAUUUGAGAUAGACAAACAUCGAAGUUUUACCUCUUCCAAGCUAAGUUCCUCUACCAACGAAAUCUUUAAAUAUAUCUAAAAAUUUAAUUUUAACACUCAGACCUUUCGAUAUAAGUAAAAUAUUUUUUAUAUAAUAUGUGUUUAUCAAAAAGUAAAACGUGUCAUGGUAUUAUUUUUAAUCUGUCGUUGUGCGAAUUUUAAACGCAAACUAUCGUGUUUAUUUUAACGAAAAAAAAGCUUACAAAGAUAGCCAUGUGAUCCGAAUUAAAUUCAAUCGAAUCGAAUUUAAAGAAAAAUGGAAUCCGGAUGUUAAUCAUUGGACAUACAUCUCAGAUCCCAUGGUUUCUAAAUUGAUGGUGGAAAGAAUGGUUUAUAUUUAUUCAGCAAAAAGGUGUAUGCGCAGUUCCCAUUUGCACAGGUCACUAAUAGUCAGUAAUAUCUCUUUUAAAACGUGAUAGUUUGCGGGUAAAAUACAAACGCAACGUUUAUUAUAAAGGGAAAUACAAUGAAUAUGGAUCAAUAUUACUGAUUUUAAUUUUUAAAAACGAAUUCGAAGUUAUGCUAAGAUAUAACUAAAAUCGUUUACCGAAUGUGAUCGAUUUAAAUAGGGAUCAGAACGGCGAAUUUACUAGGUAAUUUACCUACUAUAACUAACAAUAUUAUCUAUACUUCUACGUUAUUUCAAACAUCGAGUUGAAUACUUUUUUUAUUAUAUUUUUUUCUAUAACAGUAAAAAAUGGUGAUUGUGGUUGUUGCAAAUUAAGCUGCCAGAACUGCCUUCAUAAUUUACUUUUUAUGUUUAUCCUCUACAUAAAAACACUAAAUUCAAUAAUUAAGCAAAUUUUAAAAAUAGACAAAUAGAACUAUUGCCUAC